AUGAAGGCCUUCGUGAGUUCGGCAGUUAAUAAAUCGGGCAAGAAAUUUGCCCCGAAGGCGCCGCCCCGCCGCGGUGCGCCGGGCCCUGCUGCACCCGCGAGAAGACCAAGUGCAGCUCAGCAGCCCCCGGCGCAAGGUGCCCAUGGUCAACAGCAGGAGAGGGAAAUCACAGAGUCCCUUCCUCCACCAUCUGUGUCGUCCGCAGAGCCGGAACCACCUUCAAUCCCAGAGUCAGCUCCAGUUGUGGCUUCGGAGGCACCCCCAGCAGCUCCAACCUCCCCGAAAUCAGCUACCCCCAUCUCAAUCCCCCGCCCAAUUCGCAAACCAUCGAUAUCUAAACCUGCUGCCGUUGCGCAAGUGCAGCCUGCUUCCCCCUCUACCACCCUACCCGACACUCCAGCCUCCCCCCGAACUUUGCCUACCGAAACAAAUGUCUUGCCAUCAAUCGAGAAUGAUACCCCGCGGUCAACUUUGGUUGAGGAUUCGACCGAAGUAACAGAGGUUACCGAAAUAGCAGUUCCUACAGCAGACACUCGCGUUUUAGACGAAGCCGUUUCACCACGCCAAUCCGUUUCAGAGCCCCAACCUAUAGCCUCCGCUCCCGUUGCUGGUCGGUCUUUGAAAUGGGCUAAGAAAACUUCCGAAUUUACAAACCGUGGCAGGGGACCAGUACACGCCGUUGCCCCGCCGGUCUCCUCUACAGCAUCGAGUGAGACACCCGGUGGAUCGCUCGUACCCGUGACUCCCGAAGCGAGCCAAGCAUCUGCGCAAGGGAAGAAACGCAAAGCAUCGAAGGUAUCGGAUGCCGGUCGUGACUCUGAAAGGCCGAAGCGUCGCCCCAGGAAGCGCGAGCCGACCCCAGAGGGUGCGGAGAUGGUGGAAAUUCUACCCAACGUGGUCAAGAUGUCCGAGCUUUGCAAAGACCUCAAAACCGGACGGAAGUCGAAGCGAGAGACCGAAUUGCGCAAGUUGGAGUUGGAGGAACAAGAACGCAAGCAAAAAGCGCUUGAGGAAGGCUCAACUCUCGAGUCGCCGAAGAAAGCGAACGAUUCAGAUGCCAAUAAGACAGAUCGUCUUGCUGCGCCCAUGCCACAGUCUGGUCCAGUCAUGCGCAUUGUCAACGGCGAGAUUGUGCUGGACAAUGCGUCGCUGGAAGUGGAUCGUCAUGCAGAUGCUGCGCGGGCUGCAGGUGACCUCGAAGACGUGGUGGAAAAUCAGCUUACUCGGAAGGUUAACCAGGCCACAUACGGCAAACGUACCAAGAACGAAUCGUGGGAUGAGGACAUGACCGAUUUGUUCUACCGCGGCUUGCGUAUGUUCGGUACAGACUUCAUGGUGAUCAGCAAGCUUUUCCCGGGGCGGUCUCGCCGUCAGAUCAAGCUGAAAUUCAACAAUGAAGAGCGCAAGGAUCCCCAGCGAAUUAAGGACACUCUUCUUGGGCCGCGUGAGACUAUCGACAUUACAACCUACUCUGCGUUGACCAACCAGGUCUACGAGGAUCCGAAGGUCAUUCAGCAAGAGCUGGACGAUGAAAAGAAACGCAUCGAGGAGCAACACGAAAAGGAGAAGCAGCUGCACGAGGACCUGAUGCGUAAUCCCACCGGCACAGGCGUCGAUGAGAAUGCUGCUUCCAACGGCGAUAAGAGCAACGGUGCUCCCAUCAAGGGCAAACGAAAGAAGAACAUUAAGAAUGCGGCCGGGGGUGGUACAGAGGAAGUCCUCGGUUCCAUCGACGACAUUCCCAUGGCUUGA
Penicillium cataractarum is the source of this 1752-nucleotide messenger RNA. RefSeq names its product transcription factor TFIIIB subunit BDP1. Gene Ontology annotation, molecular function: TFIIIC-class transcription factor complex binding; RNA polymerase III general transcription initiation factor activity. Gene Ontology annotation, biological process: RNA polymerase III preinitiation complex assembly; transcription by RNA polymerase III. The record is from RefSeq and is a predicted model, not a curated record. Gene Ontology annotation, cellular component: transcription factor TFIIIB complex. The coding region runs from base 1 to 1752 and encodes 583 amino acids. The transcript is spliced from 2 exons. NCBI's taxonomy places the organism in Eukaryota, Fungi, Ascomycota, Eurotiomycetes, Eurotiales, Aspergillaceae.